UUUAGAUUUUUAAAAUUCUGUAAAAUGUAUACAAUUUUAGUUUGCAGAAAUUAGCAAAUGCAUUGUUGCAUAUUUUGAUCUGGUGGUCACAUGGUUUCCGAACAUAUUAGUCAUAAAAUUCUCUCUUUUGAAUCAAAAGUGUUGUAAAUGUACUUUAUUGUAUUUAUUUUGAUGCACAUAGACAUUUUUACCUAACAGCUGCAGUGAACGCAGCGGUGCUGUGUCAUCCUGUGCUGCAGGUGGCGCUAAUGUGUUUUCGCGAGCUGUGAGUAAGAAGAAAUAUGCGUUCGGUUCAAACCAUUGACUGUAUAUAAACCAACUAACAACUUGUAAACAAGAUGAAACAAGGUCCUCUGUACCAAAAGAACGUGUGAUUAUGUCUUAUUAAUAUUCUGCUGAGCUUUUAGUAAACGCAAGAGGUGAAAUAUAAAGUUAAGCAACGUUAGGAAGUGGAUAAACAGCGCAUGAACGGUCAUAGACAUGUCAAAAUCGGAGAAGAGCAGAGAAACGGAGAAGAAUGAAUUUAUUUAUCAGCACAAAGAUAAACUCAUUCAGGCUGUGAGGGAAAACACCUUCCUGGUCGUUACAGGUGAAACUGGCAGCGGAAAGAGCACUCAGCUGUCUCAGUGCUUGUAUAAAGCAGGAUUGGUGUGACUCAGCCCAGGAGGGUUCCCCAGAGGGUGUCCCAUGAGAUGGGGGUCAGGGUGAGUGAGGAGGUGUGCUUCGAUGACUGCUCUACAAAGGAGCGAGGCUCGGCAGAGAGAAGGCAGGGCUGGACGAACCUCAGCAGGAAAAUGCUUCAGGAUUUACAGUAAAGACUUCUGGGACACAUGUUUGCCUGAGUACACCAUUCCAGAGAUUCAGCGGACCAGUCUUACAUCUGUCACUCUCACACUGAAAUGUCUCGGUAUCCCUGAUGUGAUUAGAGUUCCUUACCUGGACUGUCCAAAGGAACGGUUUAUCCUGACCGCUCUGAAGCAGCUGCAUCAGUAUGAUGCUAUUGACAGGAGAGGUCAACUGACCAGGCUGAGGAGGUUGAUGGUGGAGUUUCCUCUUCCUCCAAAUCUUACUCGUGCCAAACACUUGCUUUAACUUCUUUUAUUCAGCUCUUUGGUCAAGAAUUGCAUCUGGAUUGGAUCAUCUUCCAUGACGUGUUGGUCACCUCACGGGUGUACGUGAGAACAGUUUGUCCCAUCCGUUACGAGUGGGUAAAGGACAUGUUGCCGAAGCUGCAUUAAAUCGACGUCUAUGAGCUGAGUAGUGUUGCUAGGGAAGAGGUAACCGAUGAAGAGGCGGCGCAGUGGGAGAAGAAAGUGGCAGCAAAAAGACAAGCAGAAGUCACAGGAUGCGACAAAGAAGCUGGAAAAGCGAAAUGAUGAAAGUUCAAUCACAGAGGCUCGCGCUCGCUAUUUGGAGCGAAAACAGCAUCGGUUGCAAAGAAAGUGCAUAUGAGAGGAUCAAAUAUUCACCACAGAUACUGCAGCUGCUGAAUACAAAUAUGAAAGACUUUAUAAUCUCAGAUUUUCAGAACAUAAUCCUCGUUUACUGCCACAGCACUCUGGUCCCUGUGGAUUUUGAAUAUGGCUCUUGAGUCAUAACAUGUAAUAAACAUUUUAUGUAAAUAAAUUGUUUGGGUUUGUUUU
Molecule: messenger RNA, 1643 nt
Organism: Cyprinus carpio (common carp)
Lineage: Eukaryota; Metazoa; Chordata; Actinopteri; Cypriniformes; Cyprinidae
Product: probable ATP-dependent RNA helicase DHX40
Exons: 6
Coding region: 727-1092 (121 amino acids)
Cellular component (GO): intracellular anatomical structure
Molecular function (GO): RNA binding
Source: RefSeq, a predicted model, not a curated record